AUGGAGGCUCUCUUAUCAAUACCGAUGCUGUCCAUCUUCCUAGUUCCGGUCCUGUCAUCCUACAGCACCAGCCUGAACCUCCUCUUCUUCUACCUGACUUGGUCAACGCUGGUACUGUCGCACUCCCGACUCCGCGUGGAACUGUUCGGAACUAUUGCCGUGCGCUUCCUCUUCUAUGCACUACCGUCCAUUAUCUUCUUCCUCUUUGAUAUCCUGACCCCGUCGGCCGCGAUUCUCAUAAAGGCGCAUGGCGCUACUGGCUUGCCAGGUGGGAGGAGGCGACGUCGUAUCCACGCGAGGGAACUCAAGAUCGCUGCGUGGGGUCUGUUCAAUUUAUGCUUGGGUAUCGCUGUGCAGGGGGUAGUUGAGACGGUACUUGUCCAUACGCUCGGCAAGCGCAGUGCGCUCAAGGUAUCGAUGAAACUUCCUAUGCCAUUUGAGAUAUGUAAAGAUUUGAGUGUGGCAAUGCUGGGGCGAGAAGUAAGUUUAUUGGAAUUCCCCGACUACAUUAUUGUGUUUCUCACCUAUGUCCUUCACCGAUAUGCUCUACACUCGAGAUGGUCUCCUGUACUCGCCAGAUGGCACCGAUCUUGGUAUCAUUCGUUGCCUGCUCCGUUCCCACUGACCGCGCAUUAUGACCAUCCGGUCCCAUACCUGAUUACCAAGUUCAUCCCGACCUAUGCGCCGGCCAUUAUCUUCCGUUUUCAUAUGCUUACAUAUCUUUUGUAUCUACUGUUUAUUUCUCUCGAGGAGACCUUCGCAUACUCUGGAUAUACUGUCAUGCCGACAAAGCUAUUUUUGGGUGGGAUCGCCCGUCGUACAGAUAUGCAUUUGUUGAUGGGUGCAAGGGGGAACUUUGGCCCAUGGGGUAUUAUGGAUUGGAUUUUUGGUACCGUUCUCAGGGACUCGAGUAGCGAUGGGAAUUCGAGUGAUGAGGAUGAACAACAGGAUAUGCGGAGAGCGUAUGAGGCUUCGAAGCGAAAGGCUCAGAUUGGAUCUUCAACAAAGAACAAGCGACGAUGA
This is a messenger RNA of Penicillium robsamsonii, 1023 nucleotides long. RefSeq names its product sterol desaturase family protein. Gene Ontology annotation, molecular function: iron ion binding; C-4 methylsterol oxidase activity. Lineage: Eukaryota; Fungi; Ascomycota; Eurotiomycetes; Eurotiales; Aspergillaceae. Gene Ontology annotation, biological process: ergosterol biosynthetic process. The transcript has 2 exons. The record is from RefSeq and is a predicted model, not a curated record. Bases 1 to 1023 code for a protein of 340 amino acids.